This is a messenger RNA of Sphenostylis stenocarpa, 468 nucleotides long. The record is from the annotation of a GenBank genome assembly. Lineage: Eukaryota; Viridiplantae; Streptophyta; Magnoliopsida; Fabales; Fabaceae.
AUGGCUUACUCUCAAACUCAGAAGAUGGAAAGUAAAGUGAAUAUCAAAGUAUCUGCUGAGAAGUUAUAUGAUGUUUUCUGCAACAAAACACACCAGAUUGGAAACAUUUUCCCUGAAAAAGUACAAUCUGUUGAAAUUUAUGAAGGUGAAUGGGGCAAUGAAGGAUCCAUCAUCGCCUGGAAGAUUUUGUUUGAGGGAAAAGCUUGGGUGGUGAAGGAGGUGAUUGAAAGCAUAGACAAGAAAAACCACAAAAUAACCUUCAAGGUUAUAGAUGGAAAUCUGCUGGAACAUUACAAGAGCUUCAAGUAUAUCCUGCAAGUUACUCCAUUGGAAAAGGGAGGUGUUGCAAAUUUGGCUCUGGAAUAUGAGAAACAAAAUGACCAAACUUCUGAUCCUCACAUCAUGUUAAAAUUUUCAACUGAUGUGUUAGAAAAAGUUAAUGAUUCCCUUUCUGAGGGCCACAACUAA